GAAAAGCGAAUCUUUCGAGUGUCAUUGAACGCAGCAGCAGCCUUCAGCUGUCUGGGAACUGAGCAGCUGUCAGACUACAGUGAGUUCACCCAGCAAACGACGCGUACUCUUGGUUUUAAGGCUUUCCCAGAAUGGCACGCGGACAUCAGAAGAUUCAGUCUCAGCAGAAAAAUGCCAAGAAACAGGCGGAGAUAAAGAAGGCCAAGGGUCAUGAUCAAAAGACGGCAGCCAAGGCAGCGCUAGUGUUCACCUGCCUUGUGUGCAGGUCCCAGAUGCCCGACCCAAAAACCUUCAAGCAGCACUUCGAGAGCAAGCACCCAAAAUCCCCUCUGCCCCCCGAGUUAGAGGGAGUGGAGGCAUAAACGGUCACCCUGGAUACCAAACCAAGUUCUUCAAGGCCCUGCACCAACUCUGCACUUGUCACAGUCUGACAGCAAUGGAUGAUUUGAUGUAACCAACAUGAAGCAGUUAUCUUCAUUUAGGCUUUAAUAAGCCCGGUUGCCUUUGAUGCAAUGCUUCCUCCCAUCCAGUCCUGUUUUUGCUCGUGUUUAAUCACACAUGGGGCUAAACCCAAAUGCCCGUUUUUUUCCGUUUUCAGGGCCACUGAAGACCUGUCCGAUCCAGGAACAAUCCAAGUGGUGAAUGAAGAUUUCUUCCUUCGUUCACACGGUUUCUCAGAACAGACUCCUCACUACCCUGAGGUGUUGUGCACAUAGGAAAAUUUCUUGCUGCUAGCUCUUGUACCUCUUUCUCUGACGCUUUGGUGGAUUGAUUAUCUGAUUAAACCUUUAUAGCCAACAUACCACAUGAGUAUACACGCAUACAGUGUCAUUAAACAAAGCAUGGAUUUGGCUUGGGUGGGAGAAUUCUGAUUUUUAAGUCUGCUGCAAUCAAGGCAAUGACAAACGUGACCUCAUUCUCUUAUUAGUGUUUUGAGUAUUGAAUCAAAAGGAGGCUGUGACAUUUUUUUUCACACGUCCGUUGUUAAGUAUGGGAUUCCCCCACAGCGCUGUCUGCCAUGUUCUACUGCAGUCUGUCAUCUAGCUAAUCAUAAUUUCAUGUUGGGUCACAAAAAUGUGAACAUUUUGCUAGCCAUUUCCAAGAAUACUACAUGAAUUGUCAGUUAAUUAAAUUUCACAGGGGCUUGUCUGCAGCAUUUGUAUGCUUGGAAAAUGAAUGUAUGCUCCAAUGAUGUAUUAUAACAUUUUAUUAAAUUUUACUUUGUUGUA
Messenger RNA from Dicentrarchus labrax (European seabass), 1229 nucleotides. RefSeq names its product zinc finger protein 706 (gene znf706). Lineage: Eukaryota; Metazoa; Chordata; Actinopteri; Moronidae. The record is from RefSeq and is a predicted model, not a curated record. The transcript is spliced from 3 exons. The coding region runs from base 132 to 362 and encodes 76 amino acids.